AUGUCUCUCACAAAGUUAGUGAGCGCAGUGCUCUUGGCCUCCGUCGCAGGACUCGCGGCGGCAGCCGUGACCAUCCUCCCCGGGGGCCAGGCCAAGCCCUACCGCGGCCCGGCGGGCCCCCUCACGGCCGACGCCUUCUACCGCGAGAGCGCCGCCAACGACCUCUUCGACGACUCGGUGCAGGUGCUCAUCGGCUCCGUCGACGACGGCCUGUUCGCCGACCCGGCCGCGGCGCAGCAGAUCCUCCCCUCGUCCGAGAGCUUCGUCCGCGGCACCAUCCGGGCCUGGGCGGAGCACCUGCACCUCGUCGUGCGGCCCGAGGAGGUCUGGUUCAGCGUACUGUCGCAGCUCAACGCCUACAUGGACGCGCACGCGGGCGAGGUCGCGGGCGUGUACGUCAACCACCGCGGCGGCGGCGGGGAGCCCAUGACGCUCGAUGAGUACGACUACUUCCGCCUCAUGGAGGUGUUCAAGCGCGAGAUGGAGCUGCGCGCCAAGGUCCCCUGGUUCUCGGACUGGGCGUUUACGAACCUGACCACGACCAACGCCAACGACUACAUGAACGUGGCCGUGCUCCUGCUGGGCGAGCCGCGGGCCGCUGCGCCUGCCGCCCAGCCCAAGAUCGCCUGUGGCCUGCCGUCCGUCACGCUGGUCGGUGAGCAGUCGGACUGGGCGGACGUGCUGGCCAAGCUGGACCGGUUCGAGGCGUUUGGGCCCGAGGUCGCCGCGUACGGGGCGCGGCUGAGGCCCAUCUUGACGCGGUUUGUCUCAAGCUACACUGAGUCGGAUAGUCCUGAGACACGGAGGUUUUGGAACCAAAUCGUCUCUGCAUCUCCAGCUACCUCCGCUAAUGCUGCAGGAAAUGCCUCCUGUAGCGCAUCCGAGACUCGUGUCUCUGGCUGGAUCACUGGUUUCGUGCACUGGGAUCUCGAGGGAAAGAUCUUGGCCUCCGCAGCUGCGAGUGACUCAGCUGCCGCUACGCCGGAGCUGACGCUGGACGGUACUACCUACCAGACUAUAUCCCUGCAGGAACUUCCCAUCGGCUACGCUCGCGCCCCUUUCCUCUUGCACGACUUCAACGACACUCAGCGGUACGAGGCGUACGUCGUCGCUGGAACAAUGGGCCAACAGAUCUCGACUGGGCCUCCUGAUGGUUACGCCGGGGCGCUUCGGCGAGCUAAUAUGUCCUCUGCCGGAUUCAAUGCGUCGCAGCAUAGCACAUUACAGGCUAUGUCGGCGUGGGCCUUGUAUGGGCCGGCGAACCACAGCGCGCCGGGCCGACCGUGGGUGGAGGGGAGCGAGCUGGUAGACCUGGCUGCUUCAGUACGCAAGAGCGUCAAGAGCAAUUCGACACUGUGUAAUGUAGUGUAG
Messenger RNA from Thyridium curvatum, 1371 nucleotides. RefSeq lists its product as uncharacterized. Bases 1 to 1371 code for a protein of 456 amino acids. The transcript has a single exon. The record is from RefSeq and is a predicted model, not a curated record. NCBI's taxonomy places the organism in Eukaryota, Fungi, Ascomycota, Sordariomycetes, Thyridiales, Thyridiaceae.